This is a messenger RNA of Cornus florida, 2017 nucleotides long. RefSeq lists its product as uncharacterized. Lineage: Eukaryota; Viridiplantae; Streptophyta; Magnoliopsida; Cornales; Cornaceae. The record is from RefSeq and is a predicted model, not a curated record. Gene Ontology annotation, cellular component: microtubule cytoskeleton. Gene Ontology annotation, molecular function: ATP hydrolysis activity; ATP binding. Bases 281 to 1747 code for a protein of 488 amino acids. The transcript has 13 exons.
UAUCAAAACUUUCCCAAAAAAGAAAAUUUAAAAUUUAAAAAGGAUUAAAUGAAUAUUUCUAAAAUAAACAACACUGAAAAAUAAAUAAGCAAGGACAGAAUCAGUAUCACAAUUCCUAGCUUUUUCAACUCUCUCUCUCUCUCUCUCUGCACUUUAUUAAUCGUUUUGUUACAUAAUUUGCUAGAUAAAUUGUUUCACAAUUUAUGUCAGACUUUAGGCAAUUUUCUAAAGAUUCUCUCUCUAACUUGACCAAUAUGUUGGUCAAUAAAUUCGAGCAGAGAUGAGUUUCUUCAGAGGACUUGUCGACUCAUUGGGCUCGGUGUUCUCCAAUUCGUCUUCUUCCUACGAUUCUCAGCAAAACCCUAAUUCUUCCGGUAAUCGAACAAUGGAUGACGUCGCUGGGAAUUCAGUUUCUAACGAAAGGGUUGCAUACAAGCUCAAAGGGUACUUCGAUUUGGCCAAAGACGAGAUCGCGAAGGCCGUUAGGGCUGAAGAAUGGGUUUUGGUUGAUGAUGCGAUUGUGCAUUACCAGAACGCUCAACGCAUAUUGAUCGAGGCCAGCUCCACCACUGUACCUUCAUACAUCAGCUCUAGUGAAAGAGAGAAGGUGAAAUCUUAUCGUCAAAAGAUAUCAAAAUGGCAGGGCCAAGUUUCAGAGAGACUUGAAACUUUAAGUCGGCGAACAGGUGGCAUGCCGAUAAACAAGAACACAACUCAGACUGCCGCAGUUCCAUCAAAUGUGUCUAACUCUAGAAAAGAUGCAUUACAGAAGGCUUCUAGUUCUCGUAGUUCUGGUUCAGUUGCAAGGAAUCAGACUAACAAAGUCGUAAGCUCGAAACCUGUGCAAGAAUCUGGUACUGGUUAUGAUGCAAAAUUGGAGGAAAUGAUAAACUCUGUGAUCGUGGACAGAAGUCCUUCUGUUAAAUGGGAAGAUAUUGCUGGCCUUGAAAAAGCAAAACAAGCUUUACUGGAAAUGGUAAUCCUUCCAACUAAAAGAAAAGACCUGUUUACCGGCCUUCGAAAACCAGCUAGAGGUUUGCUUCUUUUUGGUCCACCUGGCACUGGGAAGACUAUGCUUGCCAAAGCAGUCGCCUCAGAGUCAGAGGCUACAUUUUUUAACGUUUCUGCUUCUUCCCUAACGUCAAAAUGGGUGGGGGAGGGUGAGAAACUUGUCCGGACUCUCUUCACGAUUGCUAUAUCAAGGCAGCCAUCUGUAAUUUUCAUGGAUGAAAUAGAUAGUAUCAUGUCUACAAGAACAGCUAAUGAGAAUGAUGCAAGCAGAAGAUUAAAAUCAGAAUUUCUAGUUCAGUUUGAUGGGGUGACUUCAAAUUCUGAUGAUCUAGUAAUUGUCAUUGGUGCAACUAAUAAGCCACAGGAAUUGGACGAUGCAGUUCUGAGGAGAUUGGUAAAGAGAAUAUACAUUCCUUUGCCAGAUGCACAGGCUAGGAGAAUUCUUUUAAAGCACAAACUCAAGGGCCAAGCUUUUUCCCUACCUGGUGGAGAUCUAGAAAGACUUGUGGAAGAGACAGAAGGGUAUUCUGGAAGUGAUCUACAAGCCUUGUGUGAAGAAGCUGCAAUGAUGCCAAUCAGGGAGCUUGGUGCAAACAUUCUCACCGUUAGGGCAAAUCAGGUAAGGCCGUUAAGAUAUGGAGAUUUUCAGCAGGCAAAGACUGUUAUUAGACCCAGUUUGCAGAGAAGCAAGUGGGAAGAGCUUGAACAGUGGAACCGGGAGUUUGGCGCUAAUUAAUUGCCUGUAAGGUUGUCGCAUGUACAAAGUCUUCGACCUAAAAUUAUUUGGCCGUGGACAGCAAGAACAACAAAAUACAAUGCAAAUGGUGAAAAAGGAAAAGGAGAAUGGGGGGAUCAGCUUCAACAUGUUAACGUCACGCCUUGCAACCUUUAAUCUUAAACUGAAGUUGAAUUCUCUGUAUUCUUUUUCACAUUCGAGAUUUUGUGGAAUAAUUUGAUUGUAAAUAUGCUCAAGCUCAAUUAAUACAAGUGUAUGAGCUGUUAUAUA